Molecule: messenger RNA, 3650 nt
Organism: Chelonus insularis
Lineage: Eukaryota; Metazoa; Arthropoda; Insecta; Hymenoptera; Braconidae
Gene: Crtc
Product: CREB-regulated transcription coactivator 1-like
Exons: 16
Coding region: 891-2846 (651 amino acids)
Biological process (GO): positive regulation of transcription by RNA polymerase II; protein homotetramerization
Cellular component (GO): nucleus; cytoplasm
Molecular function (GO): cAMP response element binding protein binding
Source: RefSeq, a predicted model, not a curated record
CUGUCAUCAUCGUGCGCAUAAACUAGUGUUUCUCUUUGUAAAGAUAUAAUUGUUGAGUUUCUUUUCAAUGUAAAUCCAUUUUAUCCAUAUAUAUUGAGACAAUAUAAAGUUAAAAUUUACAUGAAUUGAUGUAAAUAUUAAUCUAGUUGAGCUGAGAAUGAAGAAAUUUAAAUGAAUUUUUCAUAUAUUGACCUCUACGUAGCAAUAGUCAUUAGAUCAACUAAUGCUUCUACAAAAAACUGUUUCUAGGUGAUGCGCGUGGCGCGCUGCGUCAGAUAAUCUUGUGUAUCAGUGACCGUCAGUCAAUUAUGGAGGCAAUAUUAUAUGGAAAAAGACCUUACCACAAUUUUGUGUGUAACAUAAGUUAGUAUAAUUAAAUUUAAGUAAAAGUGCGUGAGAUUAAGAGUAAACAUUCAACAGUGCAGAAAUAAAUUGAUUUUUUUCUUUGUGAUUAAUCUAUGAAAUAUUUUUUAUGUGAAUAAAACGACAUUUAAUAGUUGUUAUUUGUUAAAUGAAAAUGAUUAAGUGAAGUAUAUGUCAAUGCAUACAAAACAGAAGAGGUCAUGUUUAUACCGUACAAUAGGAAGUAGUAAAAAAAAAAUUAGCAAAUGCGAACAUCCUAGACCUGUGACAAACGUGUAAGCUCACGAAAAAUAAACAGAACGGAAAGGAGUGGGAAAAAACGAGAGAAAAAAUUUAAAAGCAUUAGAGAUUAAAAAAAUGAUGAAAUAACGAUACAAAAGUAGAAGUGGGUAAUGAAAAAAGUGAUUGAGAAAUAAAGAUUAGUGGUACUUGUGGACAACUAAUAAUAAUCAAUAAUAUAAAGAAUUAAAAAAUAAAAGUGUUGUGCGUGUAAAAGUGUUGAAAACUUGUGCUGUGGUUCAGCCAUCAUGGCGAAUCCACGGAAAUUCAGUGAAAAGAUUGCUCUUCUAAAUCAAAAGCAAGCAGAAGAGACAGCAGCAUUUGAAGCAAUAAUGCGAGAGGUUUCCGACGUUACUAGCAGAGUUGCAUCAGCAAGCAGUUCAGUAGGUGCAAGUCCUACUGGAACAAGUGGUGUACAAGAGACUCCGUUAAUAGUGCAGAGUGCUGGUGCUAGUCCUUCCCAAUCCAGUGGCAACAAGCAUCUUCAUAUUAAUUUGGGCAAUCAGUUCAGAGCCGGUGGGUCUUUGCCCAAUGUAAACAACAACGUCACAACUCGACAAGCAACAAAAGAUUCUUCUCCGAAUUCUACCGCUAUUUGUCCAAUUGAUUUUAAGACAGCGCUAAGUAACUUAGAAGAAAUACAAAACAACCAAUUCAUAUACCGGAAUGAAAAAAGUAAAAAUCCAGGUGUGGGUCCAAUGCGAUCGCGACCGAUGGAGCGAAGGUACGAUACAUCACCUUACAGUGGGACGUACCUGUCACCACCUUUACCUGACACAUGGCGGAGAGCCAAUUCAGAUUCAGCAUUACAUCAAAGCGCUAACGAAGCGUGUCAAUCAACUUCUACAAUUUCACAUCGCCGAGAUCAUCAUGGAAUAAGUAAUGCUGGAGACAACAGAGAUGGACAUCAUGUUUUUCUAGAACGGCCACGAUCGUCUUGUGAAAUGCAACGAGUACCAGGCAUUCACAUUCAUCCAAGUUCUCAGCCACCUGGGCCCCAAACACCGAUUGGAAAUAAUACUGGAUCAUUACCCGAUUUAAGUAAUGUUCAUUACUCAUCACCACUCCCUGUUCCUUUAGAUCACGAAGAUCAUUCAAGUAGUACGCAGUACACCAAUAGUCCUCAAACGGGCAGUCCUACCACCUUAUCGCUGAUCAGCUUGGCGCAAGCUGGACGAUUAUCCAUACCACAGGAACACAGCCCAUCAGAAACCCAAAAUCAUUUAUCAGUGCCUGUUAACUCUAGAUUACUGCAUACAUGUAAGGGGGUGACGUUGGAAAACAGUACAAACAUCUCUCAAAAGGAUUUACAGCCAUAUGCACAACAAACGAGCCAACAAUCGUCUUCGACAACUCACAGUCCAGGUCAUCAUUACAUUUAUCGACAACCACAUAGUCCUGUACCGUCAUCUCACAGUCCUGAAGCCUUACAUCUACAACUUCUACAAAAAAAGCAACCUAAGUCAUUAGGAUCUUACCGAACUUCACAACUAAUAAAUAGGCCAUCACCACAAUCAUCACCAAAUAUAGCUUUUCAAGGUAGUCCGUUGAGUUAUAGCAAUAAUCCGUCAGCACCGCCAAGUCCUACGAAUCACUUAGGAUCAACGAAUCUCACACACGAUAACAUAGAUCAAAAUAGUUAUUUCAUCAAUCAAGCACAAGCAGCGGCUUUACAACAAACAUUUGAACAAUUUAAUAUGGGAGCGGAAGUGGACUGGGUACAAGUGGUGCAACAACUUGUGGAAUCUGGUUGGACCACUCAGAUGGAUUCUGUAGACCCUAACACCAUUGGAUCUUUUAUUGCAUCUUCAAAUAAUACAUCUGAUUACUCUACCAAUGAUAUGAUUAAUGUCGGUGGUGAAUUUGGAAGUAGUGAAACAAACUAUUACAGCACAAGUCCUCAAAUGGCGUAUCAACCAAGAACCCCGACAACAACGCAACAGCUCACACCACAAACACCUAAUACACCGACAAUAAUACUAACUGAUUUUUCAGGCACUGAUGACUUGACAAGUACAGAAUAUACGAAGGAUCUUGGCUCAACAAUAUCUAGUGACUUUGAUCCAGACUUGUUCACCUCAGAUGAUGCCUUAAGACAAGGUUUAGGACCUAUUGAUUUAGAUGGACUGCAAAUGCUCACUGAUCCUGAUAUGGUGAUAUCUGACGCUAAUGCCGAAGAUCAUUUUAGAUUAGAUCGUCUUUAAGAAUAAAACAAGAAGUAACUAAAAAGAAAGUGACAGAUACUCUGACUGCAAAUAAUGUCCCGAGUUUUCGAAAUUUAAUAGUAAAGUUAUUCAAAAUAUUUUGAUAUUUUAAUUCAAUAGUCAAGUUACUGUGACUUGGAAUAUUAAUUUGCAAAUAAUUUUUUUAUAACCUUAAAAUUUUAUGAUAAUAUUAACCCUCAGUUAGAUGUGUAAUCUGUUGCAACUUCAUUAACUGUGUGAUGUUUGUAAUAUAUUAUUUUAACACACUACUUUUGCAUCAGCAACAUGUCAAACCCCACUCCUAACUGAUGAUUAAUAAAAAAGAAUGUAAAUGUUUUGGUGAGACUAGAAAAAAAAAUGUAAGAAUGCGUAGAAAUGCAAUACAUAAAAUAAUACGUUAGUUAAGGGAUGAAUAGGUACUGACAUUUUUGAAGCAAAGAAAAAAAAAAUUCAUGCUAGGUUCCAACGUAAGUCCAACGUUUAAUUUACUCUUUUUUUUAAGAAUGAUAGACAUAUAGCGCUGUUUAAUAACCUUGCUUUAAUUUUUUUUUAAAGUUGAAAAAUUCACCUUAGAUGCUGAAUUCAAUUCGAUCUUAAUAAUUGUAACUUUUUCACUGUGAAUUUUUCGGAAUAAAAUUUUUUAGAUACAACUAUAUUAUUAGAGGAAUGUUUCUUUUAUAUUCUACAGUAAAAAAUAUACAUGAACGAAAUUAAUCACUACAAAAAUUUUUUUUAAAAAAUCAAAAAUUUGUUUGCGUAGCGUAAAUGGCAUACAUUACAUUUUUUGAAAAUAUAAAAAUGAUA